Messenger RNA from Cloeon dipterum, 1187 nucleotides. RefSeq lists its product as uncharacterized. The transcript is spliced from 5 exons. Lineage: Eukaryota; Metazoa; Arthropoda; Insecta; Ephemeroptera; Baetidae. Bases 162 to 842 code for a protein of 226 amino acids. The record is from RefSeq and is a predicted model, not a curated record.
GUUAAACGCAGGCAGCCACCACUGAGAGCAAGAGAGAAAAGGAAGCAGGAUCGAGCACAUAAGCCGAGAGCGACGAGGGAGCCAAACACCAAAAGGAUUAACGGACGAGCUUCAAACGUUCUCACUCACAAUCAGCAGUUUUACAGUGAUAGCUCUUCAACAUGGCGAAAUACGAGUCACGGAAGAGGAGGUCGAUACCGGAACCGAACGUGCUCUUCAUUGCUUUAUACAUCAUGAUAUAUGUUCCGAGCACGAGAGGAAUUUCCAUUGAGUUUGAAGAUCAGUCAGUCGACCACUGGAAAAUUGCGUUUGGCGCUAAUUCAAAACAAAUUACAUACGACUUCUGCAAGUACAACGGAACAAGUACAGGCAUGCAGUGCAAAAAUUUCCAUCCAGAAGCGUCUAUCGAUUUUGAAAAAGUGUGUAAUUGCAACAUACAGCAUGAUAAAACUAACGAUGGCUCGCUUAGUUUCGACCUCGGCUGCAACAGCAAUUUAAGCUACUGCCCCAAGGAACUGACAGUCACCUACAGGCAGGGCUCCUAUGCGAGGGCUCCAGAUCCAGAUGUCGCAACGAGUGGACUAAACGGCUGGCUGGUGGAUGCUUUUGUCAUUUCCACCUUAUUCAACGUUCUGUUCGUCAUCGCGAUCAUAGCGUGCCUAAUGAAUGAAAACUUCUAUGACUUUUUGAAAGAAAAAUGGAACAGGACAAUAAAUAGAGAGCAUGAGACUGAUAUUGAUUCACCCGAGAGGGGGUUGCCGAACACAUCACUAAAGCUGAAGUGGAGAAAACCGCUGGAACCAAAUUUAUUUGCUUCUGCUAGCAGUAGCAAAACCACUUGAAUUCACCGAUGUUCAAGUAAACGCUCGAGAUAGUCGCAAGAUGGACCGCUCUGCAUGACGCCUCUACAAAUCAAAAAUUAUAGAUUAAUGGAAUCUUCGUGAAUCUCUUUGGCCCACCACUGACCGGAGAGGUGCCAUGACCAGGCGCCUGGGCCAACAAAUCAAUUGAAGUUCUAUUCGAUAGAACGAAAUAUGUAUAAAUCUUGUCUGUGUUUUAAUAAUUAACGUGCAACAAAAAAGGCCAAUUUCGCGAUUGAAAGCCUUUUGAUAUUUUUACCCCUAAUCACAAACUAUAAAAUGUUCACUUUUAUUUUAAAUAAACCACAUUAUUAAUCCCAAUUUUAA